GUGCUGGCUGUGGGCAGUGCAGUCUUUGAUGCCAUGUUCAAUGGUGGAAUGGCCACAACUUCUACAGAGAUUGAGUUGCCUGACGUGGAGCCUGCUGCCUUCCUAGCUCUGCUCAAAUUUCUUUACUCAGACGAAGUUCAGAUUGGACCAGAGACUGUUAUGACAACACUUUACACAGCUAAAAAAUAUGCAGUUCCAGCCCUUGAAGCUCAUUGUGUGGAGUUUCUUAAAAAAAACCUCCGAGCAGACAAUGCAUUCAUGCUGUUAACACAGGCCCGACUGUUUGAUGAGCCUCAGCUGGCCAGCCUGUGCCUGGAGAACAUAGACAAGAACACCUCAGAUGCCAUCAACGCUGAGGGCUUUACAGACAUUGAUCUGGACACGCUGGUGGCAGUGCUGGAGAGGGACACGCUGGGGAUCCGGGAGGUUCGCCUGUUCAACGCCGUGGUGCGCUGGUCGGAGGCCGAGUGUCAGCGCCAGCAGCUUCAGGUGAUUCCAGAGAACAAGCGGAAAGUUCUGGGCAAAGCUCUCUCCCUUAUCCGCUUCCCACUGAUGACUAUUGAGGAGUUUGCAGCAGGGCCUGCCCAGUCGGGAAUCCUGACGGACCGGGAAGUGGUGAGCCUGUUCCUUCACUUCACGGUGAACCCGAAGCCGCGGGUGGAGUUCAUCGACCGCCCGCGGUGCUGCCUGCGGGGCAAGGAGUGCAGCAUCAGCCGCUUCCAGCAGGUCGAGAGCCGCUGGGGCUACAGUGGGACUAGUGACAGGAUCAGGUUCUCAGUAAACAAAAGGAUAUUUGUAGUUGGGUUUGGAUUAUACGGAUCCAUACAUGGGCCUACGGAUUACCAAGUAAAUAUACAGAUCAUCCACACGGACAGUAACACAGUCUUGGGGCAGAAUGACACAGGGUUCAGCUGCGAUGGAUCAUCCAACACCUUCCGGGUCAUGUUCAAGGAGCCUGUGGAGAUUUUGCCCAACGUCAACUACACAGCAUGUGCUACUCUAAAGGGUCCAGAUUCCCACUAUGGAACCAAAGGACUGCGCAAAGUGAUCCAUGAAUCACCCACAACGGGAGCCAAAACCUGCUUUACGUUCUGUUACGCGGCUGGGAACAACAACGGCACUUCCGUGGAGGAUGGACAAAUCCCAGAGAUCAUCUUCUACACAUAGUGCCGC
Messenger RNA from Acanthisitta chloris (rifleman), 1173 nucleotides. RefSeq names its product BTB (POZ) domain containing 2 (gene BTBD2). Gene Ontology annotation, cellular component: cytosol; P-body. The record is from RefSeq and is a predicted model, not a curated record. Gene Ontology annotation, biological process: neurogenesis. Bases 34 to 1167 code for a protein of 377 amino acids. Lineage: Eukaryota; Metazoa; Chordata; Aves; Passeriformes; Acanthisittidae. The transcript is spliced from 8 exons. Gene Ontology annotation, molecular function: protein binding.